Molecule: messenger RNA, 1146 nt
Organism: Monodelphis domestica (gray short-tailed opossum)
Lineage: Eukaryota; Metazoa; Chordata; Mammalia; Didelphimorphia; Didelphidae
Gene: NFU1
Product: NFU1 iron-sulfur cluster scaffold
Biological process (GO): iron-sulfur cluster assembly
Cellular component (GO): mitochondrion
Molecular function (GO): iron-sulfur cluster binding; iron ion binding
Source: RefSeq, a predicted model, not a curated record
UACUUCAUUUCCGGCCUUUCGGAACAGGCGUUUGGUAAGGCCUACCAUUCUGAGGAGAGGGUCCUUGAUCCACGCUUGCGCAGCUAAGUAACUAAGAUGGCCGCAGGUCGGCUGGCUUUGAGAACAGCGGCAGCUUUGGCUGGGCUGCGCGGGCGAUUUUAUAACAUAAAGCUAAAUACGAACGACAUUAGAAAGCAAUCUCUGCAUCAAUAUGUACAAAGACAGUUUCUGCCUCCAUUCACAGCAUUAUAUAAUACAGUGCGAUGCAUGUUUAUUCAAACACAGGAUACCCCCAACCCGAACAGUUUGAAGUUUAUUCCAGGAAAAUCAGUGCUUGGAUCACAGACCAUGGAUUUUCCUACACCAGCUACAGCCUUCCGCUCCCCUUUGGCUAGGCAAUUAUUCAGGAUUGAAGGGGUGAAAAGUGUCUUCUUAGGACCAGAUUUCAUCACAGUCACAAAGGAAAGUGAAGAUUUAGAUUGGAACUUACUGAAACCAGAUAUUUAUGCAACAAUAAUGGAUUUCUUUGCAUCUGGUUUACCCAUACUUACUGAAGAAACACCUUCCUCAGAAACAGCAACUGAAGAAGAUGAUGAAGUUGUAGCAAUGAUUAAAGAACUGUUGGAUACGAGGAUAAGGUCUGCCGGAGUCCUAAGUCCAGCCUUCCUUCUGUUAUUCCAAAAUAGGCCAACUGUGCAGGAGGAUGGGGGUGACGUGAUCUACAAAGGCUUUGAAGAUGGCAUUGUGCAGCUGAAACUGCAGGGUUCCUGUACCAGCUGCCCUAGCUCUAUCAUCACUUUGAAAAAUGGAAUCCAAAACAUGCUUCAGUUUUAUAUUCCAGAAGUAGAAGGUGUGGAGCAGGUUGUGGAUGAUGAACUAGAAGAGAAAGAUGCAAACUCACCUUGAAACCCUAUAAUUUCCUUGAGGUGAAUGGCAUGGACUGUUGAAGAAAUUUGAGGAUGAAUAAAAGAUGUCAUUCUUCAAACAACUAUAAUUAGAUGUGGCAAUUAUUUUUCUUUGUUUUGUUUGCUAAAUAAUUUAUUUCAUCAAUAUUUUGUAAAUGUGGUUUGUUUUCAAAUAGAUAUUUUCUUUUUUGUUCUUAAUUUCAUUACAAUUCUUUUAUAUAAAAUAUGGAAAAGCUUAAAA